UUUAAAAUUAAUGGACACUGAUUACCUUAUUGAUGAUAAUGAGACAGCUGGGUUUGUCAACCAUGCUGAUAGGCUUAAGGUAGUGGUGAGAAUUAGACCAUUCCUUAAAGAAGAACUUAAAGUGAGAAAAUAGAAAGCAUUAUCUUGCAGUUGGAGAAGACUAUAAGCAUCUUUAUGUUAUGGCUAAGAACGAAGAUAAGGAAUUCCAGUUUGACGAAGUCCUAGAUAUGGAGACAGAACAAACUAUGGCUUAUGAUACUAUCGGUGAGCCUAUUUUAACAAAUAUUCUAAAUGGGUAUAACUCGACUCUGAUGGCCUACGGCCAGACAGGGUCUGGUAAAACAUUUACUGUCUUUGGUUCUAGGAACUCGAUAGAUACUAUAGGCAAAACUGGGCCUCUUUUGAGUGAAACAGGAGUCGUUCCUAGGAUAAUUGAGAAUUUAUUUGAAUACAUUCAGCAAAACCCUAAGGAUGCAAAGUUUAGAAUUACAACUUCUUUCCUGCAGAUUUAUAUGGAGCAGAUUACAGAUCUGCUCGCUCCAAUGCCUUUUGGAGAAAAUAGAGGAACCAUUUCCUCCAGAGGAGGAACUGGUUCUAAGUCUUUAACUAUAAAGGAGGAUCCCAAGACUGGGAUCUUUGUGCAUGGUUUAACUUUGAAAAAGAUCCUUAAUAAAGAGGAGCUUCUUAAUAUCGUCAAGCGAGGAGCACGGUUUAGGUCUACAAAUUCAACAACUAUGAAUAAGAACUCAUCUAGAUCCCACGCCAUUCUUCAGAUCUUUGUUGAACAGAGAUGGGUUGAAACCGGAGAAGCUAUAAAUGGAGAUUUGGCUGGAGAUUCUGAUGGAAAACCAACCAAAAAGCGAAGCCACCGAAAAGCUUUGAUGACUAUUGUAGAUCUUGCAGGUUCGGAGAGAGUAUCUAAAUCAGGCAGUGAAGGAACUCGACUUGCUGAAGCAAAAGCAAUUAACAAAGCUAUCAGUGCUCUUGGAAAUUGUAUUGUUGCUUUGUCCAAGAAGAAGAAUGGGAGGAAUAACUAUGUUCCAUUCCGAGAUAGUAAACUAACUCGAAUCCUAACAGAAAGUUUAAGUGGUAAUUCUAAGACUAUAAUCUGCGCUUGUGUGAGUCCUUCAAUUAUCCACUUUGACGAGAGUUUAUCAACCCUCCUUUUCGCUGCUAAAUCAAUGAGUGUUCGAAUUUUUGCUAUCAAAAAUGAAAAUGUUGAGUAUAAAAUCCAAAAACCUCGGAAUAAAUCCAGAAAGGCUGAAACAGCUAGAGAGCGCGGUGACUCGAAGGGUGAAAUAAGUGAGAAAUAUAACAAAAUGAAGGAAGAAAAUGAAGAACUCAAAAGUAGAGUUGAUGAGUUAGAAAAUCGGUAUAAAAGACAGAGCACCGCUGACCCCAUGCCUGACAAGAACGGUCAUUACAUGGUCAGGUCAAGGUCGCCUGCCCCUUCGUACUCUGAUAAGAAUGAUUUGAUGGGUCGUAAGGCUAACUCUGUGAUCAGGAAGGAGGAUCUACCUUAUUUUAAUAAUGCUAGCGGGACAAUUGCGACAACUCAGUAUUAUGAUAAUUAUGCUUCUCCAGGUACAAAAUCUGCGAUCUCUGACAGAAGCUGGAUUGAUAGAAAUGAGGUUUUCCAAAACGCUUCCAACGAACAAGCACAAGUAACCAUUGAGAAGUUGACAAAGGUCAUCCAGCACCUACAAAAUGAGUUUGCUAGGAACCUCCUUGUGAUAGAUGAAUUGAUGGAGGAAAAUCGAAGGCUAAGUGCUAGAUCAGACUCAAGCUAUUACAGAGACUUUAAUUAAAUCUUUUUAAUUUAAGAUUAAUAAUUUUCAA
Molecule: messenger RNA, 1839 nt
Organism: Moneuplotes crassus
Lineage: Eukaryota; Ciliophora; Spirotrichea; Euplotida; Euplotidae
Source: the annotation of a GenBank genome assembly